This is a messenger RNA of Impatiens glandulifera, 2238 nucleotides long. RefSeq names its product beta-galactosidase-like. Bases 16 to 2205 code for a protein of 729 amino acids. Gene Ontology annotation, cellular component: vacuole; cell wall. Gene Ontology annotation, biological process: carbohydrate metabolic process. Gene Ontology annotation, molecular function: beta-galactosidase activity. NCBI's taxonomy places the organism in Eukaryota, Viridiplantae, Streptophyta, Magnoliopsida, Ericales, Balsaminaceae. The transcript is spliced from 16 exons. The record is from RefSeq and is a predicted model, not a curated record.
UUUUCUCUUAAAAAAAUGAGAAAAAACAGCAACAUAUUGCCAUUGAUAUUCAUCAUCAUACCACUAUUAUGGAUCCUUUUCAUCUCUUCUUCCUCAGCUUCUGUAAUCUAUGAUGGCAAAUCCCUCAUCAUCAAUGGCCAAAGAAGAAUUCUCAUUUCUGGUUCUAUUCAUUAUCCAAGAAGCACUCCCCAGAUGUGGCCUGAUCUUAUAAAGAAAGCUAAAGAUGGUGGAUUAGAUGUUAUUCAAACUUAUGUCUUUUGGAAUGGACAUGAACCUUCACAAGGAAAUUAUUAUUUUGAGGAAAGAUAUGAUUUGGUUAAGUUCAUCAAAUUGAUUCAUCAAGCUGGACUUUAUGUUCAUAUUCGAAUUGGUCCUUUUAUUUGUGCUGAAUGGAAUUUUGGGGGAUUCCCUGUUUGGUUGAAAUAUGUUCAAGGGAUUGAAUUUAGAACAGAUAAUGGACCUUUCAAAGCGGCGAUGGAGAAAUUCACGACGAAAAUCGUGGACAUGAUGAAGUCGGAAAAUCUGUUUGCAUCACAAGGAGGCCCGAUAAUCCUGUCGCAGAUUGAGAACGAAUAUGGCCCGGUUGAAUGGGAUAUCGGGGCUCCGGGAAAAGCUUACACUAAAUGGUUUUCGGAAAUGGCAGUUGGUUUGAACACUGGAGUUCCAUGGGUUAUGUGCAAGCAAGAAACUGCCCCUGACCCUAUUAUAGACACGUGCAACGGUUUUUACUGCGAAAACUUCAAACCGAACAAGAACUACAAACCAAAAAUGUUCACUGAAAAUUGGACCGGAUGGUACACUGCUUUUGGAGGUGCGGUUCCAUAUAGACCUGUCGAAGAUUUGGCUUUUUCGGUUGCAAGGUUUAUUCAGAACAAUGGGUCGUUCAUGAACUAUUAUAUGUUUCAUGGGGGAACAAAUUUUGGGCGAACUGGUUCUGGCCUUUUUGUUGCUACUAGUUACGACUACGAUGCACCAAUCGAUGAAUAUGGACUUAUUAGGGAACCGAAAUGGAGUCAUUUGAGAAAUAUGCAUAAAGCUAUAAAGCAAGCUGAGCCAGCUUUGCUUUCAGCAUAUCCCACUGUUAGCUGGCCUGGGAAGAAUUUGGAGGUUCACGUUUUUCAGUCAAAGAGAUAUUGUGCUGCAUUUCUCGCAAAUUAUGAUUCCGAGAAUUCAGCAACCGUUACAUUUUGGAAUAAGCAAUACAACUUACCUGCAUGGUCAGUUAGCAUUCUUCCCGAUUGCAAGACAGAGGUUUUCAACACCGCAAAGGUUUAUGGCUUGCGAAGACAUGCGAAAAUGAUUCCUGUUAGUAGCGGAUCAUUUCCGUGGCAAUCUUACAUUGAACAAACCGUAUCUGCUGACGACUCUGACACAUUUACGAACGCUGGUUUGCUGGAACAAGUAGACAUUACUCGAGAUUCAUCUGAUUAUUUGUGGUACACGUCGAAUGUCUAUAUCAAGUCCGAUGAAGGUUUCCUAAAGAAUGGACAAUAUCCGUUUCUUAACAUUAUGUCGGCUGGACAUGUUUUACAUGUGUUUGUUAAUGGAAGAUUAUCGGGUACUGUCUAUGGAUCAUUGACCGAUACGAGAUUGAGUUUUAGUCAAGGCAUAAAGUUGGUGGCCGGCGUCAAUAAGAUUUCUUUACUUAGUGUAUCUGUUGGCCUUGCCAAUGUUGGCACGCAUUUUGAGUGGUACAAGACUGGGGUUCUUGGGCCGGUGACACUAAAUGGUCUUAAUGAAGGGACAAGAGACUUGACAAAACAAAAAUGGUCUUACAAGGUUGGAUUAAAAGGCGAGUCUUUAAGUAUCCACACUCUCGCCGGUUCGUCUUCUGUGGAAUGGAUACAAGGAUCUUUGGUGGCGGUAAAACAACCCUUGACGUGGUACAAGACCAUAUUCAAUGAACCAACAGGAAACGAUCCAUUAGCCUUGGAUAUGAGCACGAUGGGAAAAGGUGAAAUAUGGGUAAAUGGAAAGAGUAUUGGACGACAUUGGCCAGGUUAUAUCGCGAAAGGGAACUGUGGUAACUGUAACUAUGCAGGACUAUAUAACGAAAACAAGUGCUUAAGCGAUUGUGGACAACCCUCUCAAAAAUGGUAUCAUGUUCCGAGAUCGUGGCUGAAGCCAACUGGAAACCUACUGGUUGUGUUUGAAGAAAUGGGAGGUGACCCAUCAAGGAUUUCUUUAGUGAAAAGGCAACUAUGAAAGAUCUGAAUUAAAAAUGUUUUUUAUUUGUUA